Molecule: messenger RNA, 1636 nt
Organism: Trichechus manatus latirostris (Florida manatee)
Lineage: Eukaryota; Metazoa; Chordata; Mammalia; Sirenia; Trichechidae
Gene: NFAM1
Product: NFAT activating protein with ITAM motif 1
Exons: 8
Coding region: 1-1062 (353 amino acids)
Biological process (GO): positive regulation of B cell receptor signaling pathway; regulation of B cell differentiation; B cell receptor signaling pathway
Cellular component (GO): membrane raft
Molecular function (GO): transmembrane signaling receptor activity
Source: RefSeq, a predicted model, not a curated record
AUGCUGAGCCGGAGGGUGCUGAGGCCGUCUGGGCCGGCCACCUCCACAAAGGGCCCCAGGAGUGUGGAGCCGGAUCUGGAUUCGAGUCCCAGCCCAGCGCUCCUCCCGCUGUGUGGCCUGGGCAAGUCUGGGCCCCGAUUCCUCAUGUGCCGGCCCUUCCAGCCAGGGUGUUGCGGCCACUCUUGGAGCCGAAAGUCGAAAGUCGGGGUGAUUGAACAAAAGAGGAAGGAGGGACAGGGACCCCGGCCUUCCCCACGAAGAGACCUGGCCUCCGUGGCGGUGGGGCCCCCGGGCCCCCGGCACCCAUCCGGCCCCCUCAUGACCUCCCGGCUCCUGGGCUUGCUCCUGUUCUCCUGGACCCUGCAGCUCGGAGGAGGACAGUCGGUGACCCACACUGGCCCUCCCAUUGUGGUCUCCUUGGCCAACAAGUCCGUUUCCUUUGGCUGCAAAAUCACCUACUUAUACACUGCAGAAUACAAGAGCUUUACAGUCAGCUACUUCUACGUAGACGGUCAGGGCAAGUCUAGCACUAAGAAGCAUGUUAACUGCCAACUCAACCAGGGCACAGAGAACCAGACCCACACCGUGGAGUGCCAGGUCACCCCUCUGCUGCAGGAUGUGUCAGCCACUGGUACCUACUACUGCUCCGUCCGUUGGCCACACACCACGAAGAAUGGCACCGGCACCUUCAUCCUGGUCCGAGACUCAGGGUACCAAGAGCCCCCGCGGGGCUUCCAGGACGCCCUGCUCUUUGGGUUCACUAGCCUCCUGACCGUCCUGAGUGUCCUGGGCACAGCUCUGCUGUUCUGGAAGAAGAAACAGAUACAGGUUCCAGGGAAGCAGCAAGCCCAGAAAUGCCAGGACCCGAGAUCGGCCAGCAGCUCCAAGAAGCCUCUAUCCGAUUCCAUCUACACGGACCUGCAGCGCCGUGACACUGAGGUCUACGCAUGCAUCGAGAGCGAAGCCAACAACCUGCCCUUCUCGAGGAGCCCCCUCUCCCAGGCGGGACUGCACAGAUCUGAAGAUGAAGGAGAGUUUGGCCUGGUCUAUGAAAAUCUCUAGGGCGAAGUUUUGCCCUGGGUCAGAGGCGCUGGGCAACCCCUCCCUCCAAAGCACUGGAUCAGUGCCAGCAAGAAGGCCCCAGGGGUGCCCCAUUGCCUCACCCCACAUCCAAGGCCCUUCCUGCCUUGGCCUAACCCGCUCCCCCAUUCUGCACCCCGGGCACACCCACGGAGUGUUCUGCAUCUUUAUGCCUUUGCCCAGGCUAUUCCCUCCGCCAGGCGUGCCCUUCCUCCCUGGCCCGGUGGCCGAAGCGCCGUUCAGUCUCUAAGGGCCUGCCUGGACUCUGCCUGUUCCCCAGGCCCUCCUCAUCCUCUCACGUUCCGCAGAGCGGUGUAGGCCGCUGCUCUCUUGGUGCCAGCCCGCACCACGGCCUCUGGUUUGGUGUGUCCCACCCCUAAGGCGGACUGUGAGCGCUGGCAGGGCUGCCUGUGGUCAGGGCUGUGCGCACGAGCAUGGAAGGGGGGUGAAUAAACCAGUGACUGUGCAGAUGGCUCCACCUCCCUGUCACUGCCCCCCAGGCCAAAAGCACAGGGUGGCCACGCUGGGCGUGAGCAGGGGGCUGGCAUGGGAGGCU